Messenger RNA from Antrostomus carolinensis (chuck-will's-widow), 4337 nucleotides. It is a transcript of the gene UPF2, whose product is annotated as UPF2 regulator of nonsense mediated mRNA decay. The transcript has 21 exons. Gene Ontology annotation, biological process: nuclear-transcribed mRNA catabolic process, nonsense-mediated decay. Bases 1 to 3816 code for a protein of 1271 amino acids. Gene Ontology annotation, cellular component: cytoplasm; exon-exon junction complex. The record is from RefSeq and is a predicted model, not a curated record. Gene Ontology annotation, molecular function: RNA binding; protein binding. NCBI's taxonomy places the organism in Eukaryota, Metazoa, Chordata, Aves, Caprimulgiformes, Caprimulgidae.
AUGCCAGCUGAGCGCAAGAAACCAGCAAAUAUGGAAGAAAAAGAAUCCCCAUUAAAUAAUAAAGAAAAAGAAUUCAGUGAAAGGCGACCAGUGAGCACCAGGGAGAAGCCAAAAGAAGAUGUCAAGGUUGGCAUGAAGAGAGAGACUUUAAAGGUUCCUGAAGAUAAAAAGAAAAAACUGGAAGAGGAUAAAAGAAAAAAGGAAGACAAGGAGCGGAAGAAAAAAGAAGAGGAUAAAGUAAAAGCAGAAGAGGAGCAAAAGAAGAAAGAAGAAGAAGAAAAAAAGAAACUUGAAGAGGAGGAGAAAAAGAAACAAGAGGAGGAAGAGAAAAAGAAACAAGAAGAAGCAGCUGCUCAAUUGAAAGAAAAAGAGGAAGCACAUCAGCUCCAUCAGGAGGCUUGGGAGCGCCAUCAGGCGAGGAAAGAGCUUCGCAGCAAAAACCAGAAUGCACCAGACAAUCGCCCCGAAGAGAACUUCUUCAGCAGACUAGAUUCCAGUCUGAAGAAGAACACAGCUUUUGUUAAGAAGCUAAAAACCAUUACAGAGCAACAAAGGGACUCCUUGUCCCAUGACUUUAAUAGCCUGAAUUUAAGCAAAUACAUUGCAGAAGCAGUCGCUUCUAUUGUGGAAGCCAAACUGAAAAUAUCAGAUGUGAACUGCGCUGUGCACUUGUGUUCCCUCUUUCACCAGCGCUACGCUGAUUUUGCUCCUUCCUUACUUCAGGCUUGGAAAAAACACUUUGAAGCAAGGAAAGAAGAGAAGACUCCCAACGUUACCAAAUUAAGAACUGAUUUGCGUUUCAUUGCAGAAUUGACAAUAGUUGGGAUUUUCACUGACAAGGAAGGUUUGUCUUUAAUCUAUGAGCAGCUUAAAAAUAUUAUUAACGCUGAUCGAGAAUCCCAUACUCAUGUUUCUGUGGUUAUCAGCUUUUGUCGGCACUGUGGAGAUGACAUUGCUGGUUUGGUACCAAGGAAAGUAAAAACUGUGGCAGAGAAGUUUAACUUGAGCUUUCCUCCUAGUGAGAUAAUUAGCCCAGAGAAACAACAGCCCUUCCAGAAUUUGUUGAAGGAAUACUUUACGUCUUUGACCAAACACCUGAAAAGGGACCACAGGGAGCUACAAAAUAUUGAAAGACAAAACAGGCGCAUUCUUCACUCCAAAGGAGAGCUGAGUGAAGAUCGACACAAGCAAUACGAGGAAUUCGCAAUGUCCUAUCAGAAGCUGUUGGCAAAUUCUCAGUCUCUAGCUGAUCUUUUGGAUGAAAAUAUGCCUGACCUUCCCCAAGAGAAACCAACACCUGAGGAACAUGGACCUGGUAUUGAUAUUUUCACACCAGGAAAACCUGGAGAAUAUGACCUGGAGGGGGGUAUCUGGGAAGAUGAAGAUGCUAGAAACUUCUAUGAGAAUCUCAUCGACUUAAAGGCUUUCGUGCCAGCAAUUUUGUUUAAAGAUAAUGAAAAAUAUUCCCAGAACAAGGAUUCAGGCAAAGAUGAAUCAAGAGAUUCAAAAGAUGCCAAAGAUAAUAAGGAAGCACCUGGGAGUGAGGAUUUGGAGUUGGAGCUGGAGAACCUGGAUAUUAAUGAUGAUGCCCUAGAGUUAGACUGUGGAGAUGAGGCAGAAGAUCUUACAAAAAAGCUUCUUGAUGAACAAGAACAAGAGGAUGAAGAAGCCAGUACUGGAUCUCAUUUAAAACUUAUCGUAGAUGCUUUUCUUCAGCAGCUUCCAAAUUGUGUCAACAGAGACCUCAUAGACAAGGCAGCAAUGGAUUUUUGCAUGAAUAUGAAUACAAAAGCCAACAGAAGAAAACUAGUACGAGCACUUUUCAUAGUUCCUAGACAAAGGUUGGAUUUGCUGCCGUUUUAUGCAAGACUGGUUGCCACGUUGCAUCCCUGUAUGUCUGAUGUAGCAGAGGAUCUUUGUUCCAUGCUGAAAGGGGAUUUCAGAUUUCAUGUAAGAAAAAAGGACCAGAUCAACAUUGAAACAAAGAAUAAAACUGUGAGAUUUAUUGGUGAGCUUACCAAGUUUAAGAUGUUCUCCAAAAACGAUACUCUCCACUGUUUAAAGAUGCUUCUGUCAGACUUUUCUCAUCACCAUAUUGAAAUGGCAUGUACUCUGCUGGAAACCUGUGGAAGAUUCCUCUUUAGAUCACCAGAAUCUCACUUAAGAACCAGUGUUCUUUUGGAACAAAUGAUGAGAAAAAAACAAGCAAUGCAUUUAGAUGCACGCUAUGUUACAAUGGUAGAAAAUGCCUAUUACUACUGUAAUCCUCCUCCAGCUGAAAAAACUGUGAAGAAAAAACGUCCUCCACUGCAGGAAUACAUUCGUAAGCUUCUUUACAAGGAUCUCUCCAAGGUCACCACAGAGAAGGUCCUGAGACAGAUGCGCAAGCUGCCUUGGCAGGAUGCAGAAGUAAAAGAUUAUGUUAUAUGCUGUAUGAUCAACAUCUGGAAUGUGAAAUAUAAUAGUAUUCACUGUGUAGCCAACCUCUUAGCAGGGUUGGUCCUUUACCAGGAAGAUGUUGGAAUCCAUGUUGUGGAUGGAGUCCUAGAGGAUAUUCGACUAGGAAUGGAGGUUAACCAACCAAAGUUUAACCAGCGCCGGAUCAGCAGUGCCAAGUUUUUGGGGGAGCUUUACAAUUAUCGAAUGGUGGAAUCAGCUGUAAUAUUUCGAACUCUGUAUUCUUUCACAUCAUUUGGUGUGAAUCCUGAUGGUAGUCCCAGUCCAUUGGAUCCUCCAGAGCAUCUUUUCAGAAUCAGACUAGUCUGUACAAUCCUCGAUACCUGUGGGCAGUAUUUUGACAGAGGAUCGAGCAAACGAAAACUUGAUUGCUUCCUUGUAUAUUUUCAGCGGUAUGUUUGGUGGAAAAAAAGUCUGGAUGUUUGGACAAAAGACCACCCCUUUCCUAUAGACAUAGACUAUAUGAUCAGUGAUACACUGGAACUGCUGAGACCAAAGAUAAAGCUCUGCAAUUCUCUGGAAGAAGCUAUCAGACAGGUGCAAGACUUGGAACGAGAAUUCUUAAUAAAAUUAGGAAUUGUGAAUGACAAAGAUUCCAAAGAUUCCAUUACAGAAGGAGAGAACCUGGAAGAGGAUGAAGAGGAAGAGGAAGGAGGAGCAGAGACAGAGGAACAAUCUGGAAAUGAAAGUGAAGUAAAUGAGCCAGAAGAAGAGGAGGGCUCUGACAAUGAGGAAGAAGAAGGUGAAGAAGAAGAGGAAGAAAACACAGAUUAUCUUACAGACUCCAAUAAAGAAAAUGAAACUGAUGAGGAGAAUACAGAAGUAAUGAUUAAAGGAGGAGGACUUAAACAUGUCCCUUGUGCAGAAGAUGAGGACUUCAUUCAGGCAUUGGAUAAAAUGAUGCUGGAAAAUCUUCAGCAACGGAGUGGCGAGUCUGUUAAAGUACAUCAGUUGGAUGUUGCUAUUCCUCUACAUCUCAAAAGUCAGCUCAAGAAGGGUCCCCCACUUGGAGGUGGGGAAGGAGAGUCAGAGUCUGGAGACACAAUGCCAUUUGUCAUGUUAACACGAAAAGGCAACAAACAGCAGUUUAAGAUCCUAAAUGUACCAAUGUCUUCCCAACUUGCUGCAAACCACUGGAACCAACAGCAAGCUGAACAGGAGGAGAGAAUGAGGAUGAAAAAGCUCACUUUGGAUAUCAAUGAACGGCAAGAACAAGAGGACUACCAGGAAAUGUUGCAGUCUCUGGCACAGCGUCCAGCUCCGGCAAAUACGAAUCGUGAACGACGGCCUCGUUACCAGCAUCCGAAGGGAGCACCUAAUGCAGAUCUAAUCUUUAAAACUGGUGGGAGGAGACGUUGAUCCAGCAGCAAGUGUCAUUUCAUUAGGUCCUGUAUCUCUGAUGUUGUGGAUAGUGGAGUCCUCCAGCGAUUAAAUGAGAGCAGUGGACACAUCUCAGCAUGUCAGUCUAGAGCGUUCAGAAUCGAAACCUGGGACAGGCUGGGGCCGUGGGGCAGAACCAACAGCCUCCCCUCUUCUCCCCCAAACCCACGCAGAACAAGUGGAAGCUUCCAGUCAUGGCCUACAAAAAAAAAAAACAAAGGGGCAAAAAAACCCAAAAAAAAGCUUUUUGUUACGGGAACCGCCGCGUUGAGGGUUAAUUUUCUCAUAAGAGCAGAAGUACAUGGAUGAGAUGGUUAACUCAACCAGUGAGCAACUCUGUGGAAACAAGGAUCAACCUGAAGUUCAGAUGGAUUACACUGGAACGGAAAAGGUCUCUGACAGCUCAGUAUGUGGGAGAAACAAGUUCUAAAUUUGAUGGAAGUUACGUUAUCUCUGAAUCGAGCACUUUGUGUUGGAAGGAUAUUUUCUGGGGGCUUGAA